AUGUCAGAAGAAGUCUCAUCCGGUUCAACUUCUCCAGGAAGUUUGAAGGUAAAAAUAGGUCAAGAUAUAGUAAAAUCUGAUAUAAUUAAAUCUGUUAACACUCCCAACAUAAAUGGUGACUAUAACAUACAUGCCGCAGUAAAAUCAAAAGACAUGGAAUCUCUUGAAAAAGUUUUGAAAGCUGGAGCCAAUCCAAAUCAAGGUACUGAAGGAAAUCGUCGUGGCUACACCGCUUCUCAUAUGGCGGCUGCAUUGAACGAAGUUGGGAUGCUUCUUCUUUUGAAAAAAUAUGGGGCAGACUUCUCCCAAGCCUCUGAUGAUGGGUGGAGACCAUUGCAUUCGGCUGCGUAUCGUGGAAAUCAAGAUGCCAUGCGUUUCUUGUUGAAGAAUGGAUGUAAUGUUAACUGUUCCAAUAAUAUGGGACAAACACCCCUUAUGAUAGCUUGUAAUCGUGGAAGAGAAUCUGAUGUUCAUUUCUUGCUUUUACAUGGAGCUGUAGUAGAGCCUUUUAAAGAGCCUGUUGAUGGGAUUCUUCAUCUUUGUUUUCAUUUUCAAAUGUCAAAACUUUUCGAGGGUAUGUAUGAAGUACCAGAUAGACAAAUUAAAGUUGCUGUUAUUUUGGCUAUUUAUGGAGCCUCAAUACACAGACAAAACGAGGAAGGUUUAACAGCAUUCCAUUACGUUAGAAAGCAAUUUCCCACCGUUGAAAAAGUUUUACAGAUUCUUUCCACAAAUGGAAGUAAGUUUAAGCAAUCCAAAACAUAUUGGGACUAUGAUACUAUACUUUCAUCUACAGUUGAUGAUUUUGAGAGUAUUGGACUCGAGAUACAGAACUCUAUUGAACUUUUCAACUCAAUGAAACAACUAGAGGAAGAACGUAUCAAGUGGAAAAAACACGAUCAGAAUGGUCGAGGUUUCCCACCACCUUUGUUAGAGCCAAAUAGCAGAAAGUGUCCCUUUUUACGAAUGACUUCUUCUGCAGGUCUUGCUAAGAGGGAGUCCUCUGUUAUGUCUAUUUCUUCCUCUUUUAUGCAAUAUCGAACUGCCGUCUUAAUGGGAUUGUCAUUUACUUCUGGAGUGAUACUUGGGGACCUCUUUCGACGUUUUCGUUCAGAAUAA
This is a messenger RNA of Trypanosoma theileri, 1119 nucleotides long. RefSeq lists its product as uncharacterized. The transcript has a single exon. Gene Ontology annotation, molecular function: protein binding. NCBI's taxonomy places the organism in Eukaryota, Euglenozoa, Kinetoplastea, Trypanosomatida, Trypanosomatidae. The coding region runs from base 1 to 1119 and encodes 372 amino acids. The record is from RefSeq and is a predicted model, not a curated record.